Messenger RNA from Populus nigra (black poplar), 995 nucleotides. RefSeq names its product probable LRR receptor-like serine/threonine-protein kinase At1g53420. The transcript has 9 exons. Lineage: Eukaryota; Viridiplantae; Streptophyta; Magnoliopsida; Malpighiales; Salicaceae. The record is from RefSeq and is a predicted model, not a curated record. The coding region runs from base 1 to 894 and encodes 297 amino acids. Gene Ontology annotation, molecular function: protein binding.
AUGGAUAGGAUUGGGAAGUAUGAGGAUUUGAACAAGAAAUAUAUAGAGUUGGAAAACCGUUUGAUGGAGAUUGUAAAGGAAGAGAGUAAAAGGAAAGGUUUUAAGGCUAUUAAAGCGGAGUUAGCGGUGAAAGGAAAAGGGCAAACCAAGGACGAGAAGUUAGGAUCUUACCAAGAAUACUUGUCUAAAUUGGCUAGAGAAGUUGAGGAAAUAAAGUUCACCCAUUUAGGAAUGGAAGGAAAACAUUUUGCAGAUGCUUUGAUCACAUUAACUUCUAUGUCUAGAAUAGACUUUGGGCACAGGGUACAAUGGGUACACAUUGAUAUCAGAAAUAACCCAGCUCAUUGUUGCUCAGUUGAGAGGGAAAUAGAUGGAAACCCUUGCCAUCUUCGCCUCAACUUCCUCAGUGAUACUAUAAACGAAAAUUUGGGGAAACUCUCUUCACUGAUGUUUCUGGAUCUUUAUAGUAACAAGUUGUCAGGCAUAAUUCCAAAAGAAUUAGGAAAACUGUCUCUUCUCAAAUUUCUGAACCUAGAUGACAAUGAUCUUCAUGGUGAACUUCCGAAGGAGCUUGGAAACUUGACCAAUCUUCGACAGCUAUACUUGACAGCAAAUAAUUUUACUGGGACAAUUCCUACGACGUAUGCGAAACUUAUCAAUCUUCAAGAGUUUGCAGUGGGUGGAAACUAUUUGUCUGGUCCAAUACCUGAUUAUAUUGGAAAAUGGGUGAAUCUCACCAAACUGGUUCUGAUAGGAAAUAAUUUUGAAGGGAAUCUGCCAGCACAAACUUUUAGUCUGCCAAGACUACAGAGAUUGUGGGUCAGUGAUGUGAGCAAUCCAGGAAUAUCAUUCCCAGAAGAAGUACAGGAACAAAAAUCUCUAUUUUCUGUGUGAGUGUUUUUCUUCAGAUUUAUUAUGGAAUUAAUCUGGGAAAAUCUAGAUUAAUGCUCAUGGAUUUGAUCAUAAAUCUUUAGGCGUUGAGGUUUUCCAAGUCC